UGCUAGAUUUCAUUGCAAGGGAGAAGAGUCUCUUCAACCUCUUCUGCAGGCAAAAUAUUCGGCAUUCCUUUUAAAAGAGAGGGGACAUGGGGAGUGGGACAGUUGAGCAAGUGGGCUCAUUGAAGAAGGCUAACCCUGGCAAAGCCACGAUUCUGGCUCUGGGCAAGGCCUUCCCUCAUCAGCUUGUCAUGCAAGAGUUUCUGGUUGAUGGGUAUUUCAGGAACACAAACUGUGAUGAUCCAGACCUCAAGGAGAAGCUAGCUAGACUCUGCAAGACAACGACAGUUAAAACAAGGUAUGUGGUCAUGUCAGAAGAGAUCCUAAGGAAGUACCCAGAGCUUGUCAUUGAGGGCCAACCGACGGUAAAGCAGCGAUUAGAUAUAUGCAACAAGGCUGUCACACAGAUGGCAAUAGACGCUUCAAAAGCUUGCAUCAAGAAAUGGGGCAGGUCUGUUUCAGAGAUAACUCACUUGGUCUAUGUGUCCUCAAGUGAGGCCCGGCUGCCAGGGGGUGACCUCUACCUAGCAAAAGGACUAGGGCUGAGCCCUGAGACUCAUCGGGUCCAGCUCUACUUCAUGGGCUGCUCAGGAGGUGUGGCUGGCCUCCGUGUUGCAAAAGACAUUGCUGAGAACAAUCCUGAGAGUCGAGUUCUGCUUGCCACUUCAGAAACUACUAUUAUUGGGUUCAAACCACCAAGUGCAGACCGUCCAUAUGAUCUAGUAGGGGUUGCACUCUUUGGGGAUGGAGCUGGAGCCAUGAUAAUAGGCUCUGACCCAAUUCCAAGCACUGAAAGGCCUCUCUUUGAGCUCCACACAGCCAUCCAGAAUUUCUUGCCAGACACUGAGAAGACCAUUGAUGGGCGACUCACGGAAGAAGGGAUUAGCUUCAAGCUAGCAAGGGAACUCCCUCAGAUAAUUGAAGAUCACAUCGAGGCAUUCUGUGAUAAACUGAUUCGAAAUGUUGGAUUUUCUGAUGAAGACUACAACAAGAUCUUCUGGGCAGUCCAUCCAGGCGGGCCUGCAAUCUUGAAUAGGAUGGAAAAGAGGCUUGACUUGCUGCCAGAGAAGCUGAAUGCUAGUAGGCGAGCACUGGCAGACUACGGAAAUGCUAGCAGCAAUACCAUUGUGUAUGUGCUGGAGUACAUGUUAGAAGAGAGCUCAAAGACGAAGAGGCAAGACCAGGGAGAUGGUGAGUGGGGAUUGAUUCUGGCUUUUGGUCCCGGGAUUACCUUCGAGGGAAUCCUUGCAAGGAACCUCACUGUCUAAGAAUAAUCUCCUGCUUUACACCUCUCACAAUUUAGUCUUCUACUAGCAUACUACCAUUCUCAUCCAAGACCUAUGCUUGGAUUUUUUUUCUGUCCAAACGCCCCUUUUUUUUUUUUACACAAAUUGCAAUCAAUUAAUCCAGAAUGAAAGUUCUUUUCAUGUCUUCAGAGGAAUCGAAACGGGAAAUUCUAAACUCGAAGCUCGUUUCAUUCUC
Messenger RNA from Vitis riparia (riverbank grape), 1479 nucleotides. RefSeq names its product type III polyketide synthase B. The record is from RefSeq and is a predicted model, not a curated record. Gene Ontology annotation, molecular function: acyltransferase activity, transferring groups other than amino-acyl groups. Gene Ontology annotation, biological process: polyketide biosynthetic process. The transcript has 2 exons. NCBI's taxonomy places the organism in Eukaryota, Viridiplantae, Streptophyta, Magnoliopsida, Vitales, Vitaceae. The coding region runs from base 87 to 1265 and encodes 392 amino acids.